CUCACUGGUGACGUGGUGGUCACGUGACCAAGAGCUGCCUAGAACAGAAGUCCUGCUAGUCGCCUCCGUCUGGGUACCAGCCCCCUAUUACUCUGCAGGCGUGUGAAGGAAGAAGGAAAACUAGCCCGGACGGUGCAGGUCUGUAAGUCUCUUGGCCCGAACGUCUCCGCGAAAGUCGCGGCGAGGGAAAGAGCAAACUGCCUGGGACCCGCAGGACGGGUCGCUGUGACGUCCCCUUGCCGGCUGGCUGCCUCUCCAUCUGUCCUUCUGUCACAGCCUCUGUCCAUCAGCCGCGGUGGAAGGAGCACUAGAAACAGAAGACCAGGGCAGAAGAAGGGAUGUACCUGACUUUGGUGGAGAUUCAUCACAAGAGAAUUACAAGACCUGGGAGAGGCUGAAGACCACUUCCUGCCUCCACCACUCACCCUGGCCCUAGGGGUCUUCUUCAUUCAGGUGGAGCAAGGCCCUCUGAUGUCCUGCCCUAGGUCGGGCACAGACUGGAGCAUGGGCCGGGCUCGGGAGGUGGGUUGGAUGGCGGCAGGACUGAUGAUUGGGGCCGGGGCCUGCUACUGUGUCUACAAGCUAACCAUAGGAAGAGAGGAUGACGAGAAGCUUGACGAGGAGGAAGAGGAAUGGGACGAUGACCAGGAGCUGGAUGAGGAAGAACCGGAGUUUUGGUUUGAUUUCAUGACCAUGGGUCGGCCCUGGAGUGAGGAUAGGGACUGGACAGAACCUGGGGCCCCUGGUGGCACUGAGGACAGGCCCUCAGGUGGCGGCAAGGCCAACAGAACACACCCCGUAAAACAGCGCCCAUUCCCUUAUGAACAUAAAAGUACUUGGAGUACUCAAAGCUUUAAAAAUGUCACUUGUGUUCUGGGCCUCUCCAAGUGUCCUUCCAUUCAGGGUAAAAUGCCAUUUGCUCAACCCAAGCAUGCGGGUUGUUCAUUGAGCCGCAGUAUCAGUAGUCAUUUGGCCAGACUCUCCACUGCUGGAAACACAAUCCCCACUCCCGACCCUGCUCUUAAGGAGGAGGCGGUCUGCACCCCGGAUAACUGGAACGUGAGAGCUGAAGUUCAGGGCCAGAUUAAGAUGUCCAUCCAUGGAGUGUGUCGGCAGACUGUGUCACUCUGCGGCACCUCAUUUCUGCAGCAGGCCGGAUUAAAGUUGUUAAUGGGCAUGGCGGUUAUUAAUGACAUGCUUGCCAAGCCCGUUGCAGACUUGAAGUUUCCUCUGAUAACACAGGGAAGUGGCUGUGCCGAGGCGCAGGUUUGGAAACCCUUGAUGGGUUUGUUUGAAAAGCCGGGCUGGGCAGGGGAGUUGCUGGGUGCCCAGGUGCUGCUCUCAUUCAUGUCCCUCUUAGUCAGGCCCGGAAACAGAGAGCCGCUCCCAGACACCCUGGUCUCUUAAGAGGCCGCCUCCCCCAGAACGGGACCGACUGCACCCCAGCCCCACUUGGUGAACCCCGCUGGUGUUCUCCUCCAGAGACUCUGCGGUGGGUGUGCCUGAAGAUCCGGCUUUAGCCAGUCACCGCACCCUGGGGUGGCAGCUACAGUUGCUGGAGGCAGGACCCCCCCCCCUUCCUGGCCACGGGGUUCCCCCCAGCUCUGAGAGGCUGCUUGGGCGGGGCAUGUGCAGGCCAAGGGCUUUGUAAGUCACUGCCCUGCAGCCUUCUCCCUGAGGCUGCGAAGGGAGCCUUUCAGCUGCCAGCCCAGCACAGAGAACUCCCUAUCAGGGCGUCACCAGGGAGGCCGGGCACCCGGUGCCCCUGUCGAACCGGGCCACUUUGUGGAGGCCAGACCCAGGUGGGAGCUUGUGCCCGACCUGCAGUACUUUGUCUCUGCCCAGGCUGAACUCCUCUCACUCACCUUCUCCCGGGCCGGCCCGGCCCACCCCACGGGUGGUGAACCUCUUCAUCAAAUGAGGCCGCUCCCCUUCUGCCUGUGGUCCCCACUCAGCCUCACCCACCCAAGCCUGCGUCUGUGUGUAGCAACAAUAAAGUCGUGUGUUUCGAUUGGCAUAACCCAGGCGCGCUCCUGUCCUUGAGUUGGCCGUCGCACCUGCACCGAGAGGAGGGGAGAUGAACAUGAGGAAUGCUCAGGACCUGGGCGC
This is a messenger RNA of Talpa occidentalis (Iberian mole), 2109 nucleotides long. It is a transcript of the gene ARMCX6, whose product is annotated as armadillo repeat containing X-linked 6. Lineage: Eukaryota; Metazoa; Chordata; Mammalia; Eulipotyphla; Talpidae. The coding region runs from base 472 to 1407 and encodes 311 amino acids. The record is from RefSeq and is a predicted model, not a curated record. The transcript is spliced from 4 exons. Gene Ontology annotation, cellular component: mitochondrion.